Myiozetetes cayanensis is the source of this 534-nucleotide messenger RNA. It is a transcript of the gene PEA15, whose product is annotated as proliferation and apoptosis adaptor protein 15. The record is from RefSeq and is a predicted model, not a curated record. Gene Ontology annotation, biological process: MAPK cascade; regulation of apoptotic process. The transcript is spliced from 4 exons. Gene Ontology annotation, molecular function: protein binding. The coding region runs from base 107 to 526 and encodes 139 amino acids. Lineage: Eukaryota; Metazoa; Chordata; Aves; Passeriformes; Tyrannidae.
GACCCCGCCCGGUUAAGCCCCUCCCUCCCCCGCCCGCCGCUCAGAGCGGCGGCACCGAGACCCCGGAGCGGCUCCGCCACCGGCACCGGCAGCGACAGCGGCCGCCAUGGCCGAGUACCGCAGCCUGCUGGAGGAGCUGGCCCAGAACAUCACGGCCGAGGACCUGGAGCAGCUCAAGUCCGCGUGCCGCGAGGACAUCCCGAGCGGGGAGGGCGACGCCAUCGCCACCGGCCAGCACUGGUUCGACUUCCUGGAGCGCCACAGCAAACUGGACAGAGCCAACCUGUCGUACAUCGAGCACAUCUUCGAGAUCUCGCGCCGGCCGGACCUGCUGACCAAGGUGGUUCAGUACCGGACGCAGGUGCUCAAGAUCUCGGAGGAGGACGAGGUGGACACGAAGCUCACGCGCAUCCCCAGCGCCAAGAAGUACAAGGACAUCAUCCGGCAGCCCUCGGAGGAGGAGAUCAUCAAACUGGCCCCCCUCCCAAAAAGGCCUGAGGAGGAGGAGGAGGAGGAUGAAGGCUGAGCCCCCAG